AUGGAAUCAAUCAACCUACUAACCGAUGCAGGCUUGGAUGUACAUGCUGUCUUAUUUGAUGGCUGUUACAAAAAUUUAGCGAUAGCUAGAGGUGUUGGAUGCAACAUAAAUGCUAUUGUGGGAUCAUUUGCACACCCAUCUAGACCAACCAAACUGCUCUAUGUGAUCCUUGACGUUUGCCACAUGUUGAAGUUAGCCAUAAAUGGCCUGGGAGACAAAGGCAUAUUUUAUAUCAAUGGCCAACCGUCCAUAUUCUGGCAGCUCAUCACACAGCUGCACAACACACAGAAAGACGAU
Messenger RNA from Paramuricea clavata, 297 nucleotides. NCBI's taxonomy places the organism in Eukaryota, Metazoa, Cnidaria, Anthozoa, Malacalcyonacea, Plexauridae. The record is from the annotation of a GenBank genome assembly.